GCGUUCUAAAAAAUACGUCUGCAAGAAUACUACCAACUGUUUUUUUUUCAAAUUUUCUUUCGAAAUAUUGUAUGGCUACACUGUCAACUUCAUACCUAUUUUGACAAAUGGGCCCCAUAAUGGCUUCCAAGCAACAAGAAAUAGACGUUUUAGAAAGUUGGGAAGAUAUUGAUGAGACUGAUGUUUUAGAGAAAAAGUUCAAUAAUCUUUUAACGCCAAAUAGAUCAUUCGAUAGCAAAAGCAAUGGUACCAUGGACAAUCCUGUGAAAAUCAUAUUAACAGGAGAUGAUGCCUUACGAACACAAUACGUGCCUUCCGAGCCAACAGUGAAAAUUCUCAAAAGACCUUCCAAAGAUACACAAAACAAUGGGGAUUCAAAAGUGUAUCAACCUAAAAAGACUUUACAGCAACGUGAACUAGAAUAUGCCGAAGCUAGGUUGAGAAUAUUGGGUGAAGCCAGCCCAGAUAAAAUCGAAGAAAGAAUUAGUAUAGUGAAACCGGGUUAUUUGGAAAAUGAUAAUGUCAUCAGAAUGCCAAGAGGUCCAGAUGGUACAAGAGGAUUUUGUUUUCGUAGGUAGUACUAUAUAAUUACGGUUUUCAAUUUGUUGUAAACAGUGGGUACAUAUUCAACUACAAAAGGAGCAAAAAGGGACCCUAACAAUGAACAAUCAUUGUUCAUUAAGCAUUAAUUGGGGUCUAAAUUGUGACUCGAAAGACACAUGUGACUACUUUGAUCUAACAGUAGACUUGAUCAAAUUGUUUACUAGAGAUUUUUUAUAUUUUAUGAAUAUGUUGAGUUUUUAGUUUGCUAAAUGAAAUGUUUUUGACUGUAUUUGAACUUUUCGCUAUUGAAAAUUUGUACAAUACCAAUUUUGAAACGACUAGGUAGAAAAUAUUUACAUCACAGUCUAAAGAAUGAUUGGGCAAUAUUUGCCGAAAAAAAAGCUCAAAGUGAUAGUAUAGUAGGGUAUAAAAAACCAUGUAAACUAAAAAGAACUGAUUAAAGUUAAGAUAUUUUAGAUACCCACUAAAAAAAAAAUAAGUUAUACAGUUGGUCAGAAGAUAACCAACAAUGAGCAGAUGCUCAAAUGUGACCAGAAAACGAUUCAGAUAUCAUUUAAGCGAAUGACACUAUUAGUAGUGAGGUUAUCUUGGAAGGUACGUCAAUUUUUCCAAAAAAAAAAUUGAUUGUAUUUGUUCAAUGAUGCAUCAGCAUUGUAACAGCGAGCUGAUUACUGGGUAAGUAUCAGCAUCUCGACUACUGAGUUAAAGAAAUUGUGUAAAAUUGACUUUUACUAUAUUUCUAUACUAAAUACAAUGUUUAGCACCACUACACUAACACUUACAGUACCGUAAGCCUUUAAGGCGCAUGACUUUUUUUCUUAUUGGUCUUCGGUUGUUUUUUCAAUUCCUCUCUACAGGUUGCAAUUUUAGUCUUUUGUACUCCAAUUGGGUUCUAUCAGUCUAAUAUCUUCUAACAAUGCAUCCAAUUACUUUUUCUUCUACAUUCUUCAUCUUCUUUCACCUCCUUUUCUUCAAUUGAUGUUUUUGCAUAUAUGUUAUCUGGCAUCCUUUUGGUAUAUUCUAACCACUCUUUGAACUUGCAUAAAACUUGUUACUAAUGGAUAAUGAAUAAGAUUCUUCUUUUAUUGGUUAGUUCUUCUUUUUAAAAGUUUUUACUCCUCCAAAGAUUUUUUUAACACUCUUUUUAUAUAUAAAAAGAUCUUUCACAAAUUCUGCUCAAUAGGCUGUAAUUCUAAACUUUUGCACUCGAAUUUGGUUCUACUGGGCUAAUAUAUUCUAACAAUGCAUCUACUUUUUACUCGGCAUUCAUCUUCUUCUUUUACCUCUUUACACUUCUUCAAUGACCGUUUUUGCUUAUAUAGUUUCUGACAUCCUUUUAUUGUGUCCCAAUCACUCUUUGAGCUUGUAAGAAAACUUUUUAAUAGUUAUUUACAAACAUUUUUUCAGUUUUCGGUUUUGUUUCUUUCCGGCUUUGUUAAAACCCAUGUUUCACUUCCAUAUACUACUGCUGAUCAUAUUAUUGUUCGAUAUAUCAAAUUUUGAUUACCAUAGAUAAUUCUUUUCAUUUUAACAACUGACUCAAUGAUUAUUUUCACUAUUUUAUUUAUUUUGAUUUGUUCUUAGUUUUUAUUUGAUUCUGGUAUGGAUAUUAUUGGUCAUAGAAUCAUGAUGUACUUUCAUCAUAAUAUGUGAGGGCUACAUAUUCACCUUAUAUUUAUAUUCCUAUUUUGGAAUAAUAAAUCUAUUUAUUGCAAUCUAUUCUUCAUUCUCUACAGUUUUAAUCUCUAUCUUUUAUUUUCUAGCAAUUACAUUUUAGCUUAGCUUUUGUUUUCCCUUGAUUUGAAAGUAGACUUUCUGAAGAUGAUAGCUUGGUUUAUAGAAACGUGCGAAAAAGAAAUACGAGGAUUGUUUGAAAAGUUCCCAAGUUGAACAUGAGGAUAGCAAAACUUUUCUGCUUUUUUGAUAUGUAAACGCGUCAUUGGUGUUGAUGUAAUGGUAGUAAACAGUGUCGGUACGAAAUGAGCGGUUUCAGAGGUUCCAAUUUGAAGAAAAUGGUCUCGAGAGUUAUUAAUCUCGAAUAGUAAAUAUGAUAUUUAAAAUUAAUCGAAAUAUAUUUGGUGUAUUUAUUAUAUUUAAUUGCUUUAUCAUCGUUUGGUGUCUAAUAAUGCUGUUAAUUGAAAUGUGAAGAGACACCGGAUGGUUAAUUUUAUUAUUUUAUCGUUACAUAAUUUUCAGUUUCUGAAAUGUUCAAAUAUAAAUCACAUAUUUAUUAGUUAAUCGAUUAUUGUUAAUUCUUCCAAAUGACCUUCUUUUUAUACAUAAAACAUGGUAUUUUAGUAAAGUUGUUUGUUGUGGGAGUAGUGACAAAAAAUUGAGUUAUUUUGUAAGUUUUUGUAUGCAUAAAUAUCAUGACAUUUUUUUUUAAAUUAAGUAUUUGAGAAAAUAUCUUUUCAAUAAAUAAGUUAACAAAGUUCACGAAGAAUGAGAAUUUGGUGGUCAUUUAUUUACAUUACAGUCCAGAAGUUUGGGAAGCGUGAAGUUAAUUGAAAAUUAAACUUGAGGUAAUAAAAAUUGUACUUAUAGUGUAUAAAUUGAAUUAAAACUGCAUCAAACGGUCACCUUUUAAUCGUAUCAUAAUUCUAUUUACUUAAUUUCUCUAAAGUGAUUGAAAAGUCUUCAUUUCUUGUUCAAAAAGCUCUGCAAACUUAUAUACUUAUUUAUGAUUAUUAUACUAUACUUUAACAAACUUCUAGUUGUAGAAAAUUAGUUGCUUUUUCCUAUUAUUACCAAUUUACAGUUUAAUAUUCUCAUAAACCUUGAAAAUCUACAGGAUCCUCCAAAAUAUGAUAAAAAAGUUUGUUACAAUUAUUUCUUUAACAACCAAGGAUUUUUAGUAUAAAAAUCCUUAAACUGAUACUACACAUGCUUAUAAAGUAUGUUAAUUCAAUCAAACUGCAUCAAAUUGUCCCAUUUUUUAUGUUUUCAUCAUUUUAAUUACCUAAUUUCUCUAAAGUGAUUGAAAAGUCUUCAUUUUUUAUUUGAAAAGCUCUGCAAACUUAUAUACAUAUUCAUGAUAAUUAUACUAUAGUUGUGGAAAAUUCGUUGCUUCUUCCUAUUAGUCCCAAUUUACAGUUUAGUAUUCUUGUAAACCUUUAAGAAGUGCUCAACACGUAAGGAAAACUUCCGUAUUUCGAGUUUAUGUUUUUGUUAUCACUUUAGUUUCAUAAAUUAUUAAUGAGGGUAUGCUGCUGAUGUUUAAUUCUAUUAAAUUUACAGUUUUGUAGAAAAACUAUGAGUUUUAGAAAUUAUCAACAUAACAAUAUGAAAAACAAACAUUUUAAUCCAAAAAGAAAAAUUGAAUAUAAUAACAUACUUUUCUUAUUUUUUGCAUUUUCUCGUUUGUUAAUUAAUUUGCGUAUGAAAUACAAUGUCCAUGUCGUUGAUUUUCUAGAUUCUCAACUCUUACUAAAACGAAAACAAAUAUUUGAAAAUAUUCGGAACAUUUUAACUACUGAAUGACAAGUGACAUUAGCUAGUGACAUAUGAACUAUUCUAUAUCUAUUACACGUGUAAUAGCUGAUUUUAUUUUAACCAAUAAACAAUUUACGGGGGUUAAUGAACAAGUAAUUCAGAUCAUCCUAAUGUUAUACAAUAAAGGUUUAUAACAAAAAAAUGAAAAGCAAAUGUAUGAAAUUCUCAUAAUUUAGUAUCAAACUAUUUAUAAACAAAUAACACGCGGUGUCGUCAUGAUCAUAACCUAAAAAUACAAACAUCGAUUAAGCACUUUUGGGUGAGUUAAAUCUCAUUUUUUUAUCACAUAUUUUGUUUCAAAUAGACGGGCUUUCCAAUUUUUCAUACUGUCAUAAUUAUAAAUGUAUCCAAGGAUAAUUUUUACAAUUUAUUAGUAUAUAUCGAAUCUUGAAAUCAUUUUGUAGUUUGAUCCUUUUUACCAAGAUAUAUAAAUAGCGUUUGGAAUCAUUACUACGAUAUACAGGGUUACUUAUAAAGUUUUGAUGGUAAAUUUUUUAUUAAAAACAUGACAGUUGAAACUUAUGUUUAUAUUUACAAUAUCUAUUCAUUGGUCUGUAAAAAACAUUGAACGAAAUAAUUCUCUUGUACAGUAGCACAAACAAUUAAAAAGUAGGACUAAUUGAAAAAAAAAUAUUUAAAUGUGUGAUGAUGUACUAUCAGUCAGGGUGUGACAUAAACUAAGCCUAUUAAGUAAUCUGAGGUAAAGAAAUCUAAAUGAGAAGGGGGUGGCCUCAGAUUGAAUUUUUCAGGAAGUAUGUCAUUAAGUUUUCCAACAAAAACGUCAGGAGAUGCUGCCACGAUAUUGUUUGCCUUUAAGGGAAUAUAUCUUUGUGUCAUUAAUGAUCUACGAUACCUAUCAAACUUUGGGUUAAAUGUACCGUACCAAACAUUGAUUGAAAAUUAGUUUUUCGCAUCUAUUUUGGACAAAUAAAGACAAUUAUGGCAGUUAACAAAACCUUACAUAACUGCAUAAUGUUUUAACUAUUUUUAAAUUUGAAAAAACCAUUUAACGUUGAUAUAACAAAAUUUUUUUAACCUUCUCUUAGUUUUUCAGUCAUCGGACUGUCUAUUCUGUAUACCUAAUAUCCUGUAUCGUUUUUCAUUAAUCUAUUUUAAAUAUAUAUAGUUUUAAUUUGAUCUUUUAGUCACGAUAUAAAUUUAUAAAAUAAUUUGAGAUGUCAAUUCUAAUUUUUUAUCAUUUUUUGGUACCUAGCUGCGUUUAAUUAUGAUUGUCCUUGGGUGUUUGUGUAAAUUUUCACCACUAUAAUUGUGAAUUUAACGCGCUUUAUUUUAUAUUUUGUAAAUAUAUUCUUAUAAUUACCACAGAAUAUUAACUAAGCUUCGUAAUAAACAAAAUACGGUUGUUGGAAGUAGAGAAAGUAAGUAAAUUGGAAUUCAAUAUGUAGAAAUGUGUAACGUUAGCAUUAUAAUGAAAAAUAUUUUUCUCAGUGUAAUAAUAGAGUUUAUUCUUUCAAAAUAUUUUGUUACCAAAUGACGUCACGAUUUCUAAAUCGUAAAUGACUUUUAGAGCAAGUGUGUUUGACGGAAUAAAAAAUUCUACACUACUACCCAGAGGCGGCUCAUGCCCAAUGGUUAACAUUCCGUAACUUCUAUAGCAUUGUUUUCAUAUUAUCUACUUCCGAAUUUUUUUCAUCAAGUCCCGAAACACCCUGUAUAAUCACGUAAAAAGUCGUAUUCUAGUUUUCCAUGGAAUUAUCUAAUGUUUGAUUAUAUCUGAAUUCUCAAAAUGGAAAAUAUUACUACGUCGAAAAUUUGAGUAAUUUUUUGAAUUGUAAAAAUUAAUAAACUCUCGUUUAGUGUUUAUUUUGUGGUGAGUAUAUCUAAUUUAAAAUCUUAUAUAUUUAGUAAACCUGUUUUGUUUAAUUUUAAGCCAUAUUUUUUGUAUGUAUUGUGCAAUUUAAUAAAAAUGUGUUAUUUUUUA
Messenger RNA from Diorhabda carinulata, 5998 nucleotides. Its product is annotated as SUZ domain-containing protein 1. Lineage: Eukaryota; Metazoa; Arthropoda; Insecta; Coleoptera; Chrysomelidae. The coding region runs from base 108 to 578 and encodes 156 amino acids. The record is from RefSeq and is a predicted model, not a curated record. The transcript is spliced from 4 exons.